This is a messenger RNA of Dermochelys coriacea (leatherback sea turtle), 1710 nucleotides long. RefSeq lists its product as uncharacterized. Bases 171 to 995 code for a protein of 274 amino acids. Lineage: Eukaryota; Metazoa; Chordata; Testudines; Dermochelyidae. The record is from RefSeq and is a predicted model, not a curated record. The transcript has 2 exons.
CGUUAGAGCGGAAGCUCUAUCCACCCCGGUCAUAGAGUCGGGCCGGGCGGAAAGACAAGACGGGCAGACGCCGGAGGAGAAGAUGCAGCAAGAGCAGCAGUUCCGGCUUAGGCCAUAGAGCGGCCAGGCUGGCGCAGGUUGUCAAAAUUACAAGACACUAAGGAAUAGUGAUGGAGCCGUUGGAUAUGGGGUCUAAUGCAAAGAAAACUCUAAGAAACAUUGACUAUGUAGAGUCAUCAGAAUUUUCCCAAGGAAUUCUGCCUACAAAUAAGGAUGUCAUUCAGAACAUGUUGUAUCUGUUGCAACCCAAAAGAGUUGGGCAAGCACAACAGUCAAAAGAAGAUGCAGCUCAAUUGCUUGCUGAACUUCUGCAGGAACACUGGCUGUUUUGCAACUUACACACCAUAGCAACAAAAAAUAUAAAGACUAAUAUUCUCAAAAUGUAUGAGGAAUUCACAAAACUCUAUCAAACCAGAAAGCAGAGACAAAAUCAGUCAUUUACAGAAAAGGCAGACACAUUCAACAGGAGUUCAGAACAGCUCUUUGACAUAUUUUGUACAGACACAGUAAUAAGAAAUGAGAUGGAAAAAUACAGUGGUAUAAAAAUGACAGACAUUGAGUGGAAAUUUCUUGAAGAUCAAAGAAAUGAAAGAAAAAUGUACCAUAAAGAUUUCAUGGACAAGAACGAAAUUAAGAUGAUGGAAAGAAGAAAACUCCAGUGCUUGGAGCACUUGAGAAAAAUUUCAGAAAAAAAAGAAGCAAGUGAAGUCAAAGAAAAGACUUACAAAACUGAUGAGAAAUCAGAGGAGGAGGAUGAAGGUGUUCCAGAUUUUUCAUCUAAGGAGAAAAGAAAGCGUCUGUAUUCUACGUGGACUGCCAGCUCACCAGCAUCAGCUGGUGAUAGUAUGCCUCUUGAGUGUCAACAUAUACGUAUAAGCAUCAGGAAAGUUAGGCCUGGGUUCUAUGAGACAGUUGACAAGUUUAAAAACUGCUAGUACAUGUCAGUCUCAAGCUGAGGCUAUUGUUGUAGAAGUUAGCAACAAAAUGUCUAGGAGAUCUUGAAAUACCAUGAUCAUUUGGAAGUCACUGAUGUAGAUACUCUAACAACAUUCAGAAACAUCCACCUUGGAGGGAAGAGCAUUGGAGUAAGGAGAUAUGAACUCCAAAUGAAAAAAGUCAUUAACUAAUGAUAUGAAGGCUUAGAGAUCUGGAGGUUAUGGAGCAGAACAAGUCUCUUCAUCUAAGGCCCUGUCUAUACUAGACUUUUUUGGGCGGAAACUCCCACCAUUGCAGCUCUACUAGUGAUAGCAAUGGUGGGCCAAUAGUGUUGACAGGACUCUAGUUGACUACUGGGAAGUAAUACAAAAUUGUUGAUAAAGCUAAUUUAAAGUAUAGAUGCUGAGCAGUCACAACUCCCAUUAAUUUCAGUGGGAAUUGAGGAUGCUCAGCACCUUUUAGAAUUGGGACUAAUUAUCUUUGUCCUUCGUCUGCUUUGGAAUCCCACUCCCAGGGAGUACCUACUUAAAUUAGUAGUUUUAAUGUUGCAUUUCAAAUUCAUAUGGAAUAAAGAACUACUGCUGGUAUUGUGAAGGAGGUAUUCUGAAUGGCCUUGCCUCUCAGGCUCAGGUAUAUGUAUCUACAUUAUCUCUCUCCCUCAAAGGAUGCAACUGUCUGCCUCUCUGAAUAAUAUACUUAGUUUCUUAUCGGUUA